GGGUUUUUUCCAAAAUGGAUCCGAAGUCACAGUUGGAUUGUAGACAUCCGUUUUCCCCGCUUUUUGGCUCUGUCGGUCUAUUCUGUACUCAGUCAUUUUCCUUCUUACUUUUUUCCCUGCUGACUAUUUUAUGGCAGAUAUAACAAAGUAUGUCUUUGUUGAGCGGAAACGAGCGCUUCAAGUAGCCGCUUCAUGUGGCUUGGGCGUUAUAGAAGAAGAUGCAGAAUUAACCGGUUAUCAAACUUAUAUUGUCGAGCAAUGGGUUUGCGAUCGAAACAAGGCUUCCAAUACGGUCAAGGUGUUUACGGGCAACCAGUCUCACAGAAUCAAAGUGUGCGUCAUCGCCAUCUCCACAGCAGAUUUGCAGCAUCCACGUCCCGAAUUGAGUACUUUUUUCAAAACAACCACACCAAUGAAGCUCAAAACCACUCCGCUAGGAAAAAUCAUGUUGAUGGAUCCUAGUGAGUUACCUUACGAUAUGGAUAUGGUCGUGGUACCCGAUGGCGACUAUGAUAAAUGGAUUAGCCAGGCCUAUGUCAAUAUCAAUUUGCGACGAUCGAAUUGUACAGGUCGCAGUGCACUGAAUCUUCGCAAGCCAAAUCCCGCGUCUGAAGAAAAGUUCCGUUCCAUUUAUAAGAUUGCCGAUGCUGUUCACUUUGAAGAAGCCGUUAUUAAAUUGGUCAUCCUGGCUCAAGUGGCGCUUUACCUUUUCAAUCUAUUGAAAAAGGAUUACAUUGACGGUCUUUUAUGCAACGAAACCAUGGCCGCAUUUUGGAAAUUCUACACACAUUAUAACCCACAUAAAUCACCAGAGUACCAAUUGAAAGAGCCCUGGAUGGAACCCCAUUUAUUGACCGCAUUGAUCACCAAGCUUAUUGUUUGCAGGAACAAACUUCAAGCAUACAACUUUACCACCAUCAAGGAUCCAUUCGCUGAUUACGAAUUAUUUCGAUAUGACAUUGAAGAAUAUCAGCGCGUGAAGAAUCUAAAACGCACCAAGUUGAUUGAUUUGGAGACAUUGCGAAAGCUGAAUGAAUACAGCGUUGGACAGCUAAAAGUUCGCAAUGUCAUCAAGUCCAAACUCGACGAUAUCUCUGGAGUUCAUAACUCGCCUCUGUUCAAUGAAGCUUCGGAACCCGAGGUGUUUCGAGAUCACGCAACCAUUGAAAGCUUAAGAGCGAUAUGGCGUCCAAAGCUAAAGGGUGGUUUGGGCAAUGACUCAGAAAAACAACAGCAUGAACUACUACACAUGAUCAAAGGUGUUUCUGCUAGAACGACACGAACCAGUGGUGCUGCUGCCGAAAUACUGUCCAAGGUGGCCGGAUCGUUGCCAUGGAUCUCUACCUCGGAUCAUCGUCAUGCCAAACAAGAACGCUCAAAUAUCGUGUCACCAACAAAAAGUUUGUCUCCCACCCGACCUGCUGAAGUAAUGCAUACCAAAUCUUCACCGACCUACCCCUCUGUCACCUCAUCAUCAUCACCCCGUGCCCAGUCACAAGACACCGUGCCCACCGUCAAUAGGCACACAUUGGCACGAAAACCAUCACCUCUCGCUUUCGAAACGCAAAUAUCAUCGGAUGACGAUCUGCACAGUGACAGCUAUAGAUCCGAACCUGAUAUACGAACCCCUUUCAUUUUAACUGAGAACAUAGACUCGGACACUUCCCCAUCAAACAAAGACACAAGCCCGCCAACCGUCAGGGAGAGAGAAUCCCCUUCUAGCUGUGCAUCAUCCCCGUCAUCGUCCCAUCCAUCACCACUUAUUGCCUCGGCCGAUGUGGAUACACGCGAUUUCACGAAAAUUGAAAAACCUUAUCCGUCCACGAAACACACGCGCUCCAUGUCCGAUAGUGCCGUCGCUUACAAGUACGAUAAAACCCAUGUGUUUCAUUGUAAACCGGCAAAGAAAGGCUAUCUGCGACGAGCCGAGAUCCAACGAGCCAACUCUGUGGCGGUCAUGGCCACAGCCGUCGACCGCACGCUCAAUGAUACCCCAUCUCAGGCAUCCCAACGGCCAUCCGCUCACAUGGACGUACGCACCUAUAUCAUUUAUGAAAAACUACGACGACAACACAUGUCCCUUAAAGCAACCUAUAUUAAUCUGCAAAAAACCACUCACAUAUAUGAAGUCAUCGCUAACCGACUGCGGGCCACGUAUCUGCGGCGAUUUAAAGAAUUUGAACAAAUACAGCAUGGCGCGAAACAAGUGAUUGAAGAACAGCAUGAAACGGAACGACGGUUAAAAGAAGUGGAAGAUGAAAGCGCCAAGUUACAUUAUGAACUCAAUGUGUUGAAUGAUUAUUUGAAAGAUAUUGAAGACAAUGUAUGUGCUUUCUACGGCAAAGUCGACCUUCUCGAACAGAAGAUGGAUGAUUCUCAACAAUCCAUCACUACCAUGCUGCUUCUCGGUAAUUACUUUAAUCAUUAUUGGCAAAAAGUGAAAUACUGGAUCGGUUGGCGUCCACCGGCGGCCGGUCCAUCAUCUAUGUACAAAGAGUCUACUUCUUCCAUUCCCUCAUCUUCUACUCCCUCUACUUAAAAAAAACAUUUAAUAUAUUACACACGGCGGGUUCGUUUCCGCUUAAUCUGCUUUUCCUUCCCAUCCUUGUCGGCCUCUUUUUCGGGUUGCGCGUUCUUUUCGUUUUGCCAUCGAUUGACAAUUUUUUGCACCCGUUUGCUGGAAUGGGCUUUUCGUUUAUGGGGAGUGAAUGCGGCCGAGGUGCCAGCCGAGGGAUCAAAAUAGGAAGCAAUAUUCGAUUGAUGACCCACCGUCUAGAU
This is a messenger RNA of Radiomyces spectabilis, 2778 nucleotides long. RefSeq lists its product as uncharacterized. The transcript has 13 exons. The record is from RefSeq and is a predicted model, not a curated record. Lineage: Eukaryota; Fungi; Mucoromycota; Mucoromycetes; Mucorales; Radiomycetaceae. Gene Ontology annotation, cellular component: Sin3-type complex. The coding region runs from base 131 to 2539 and encodes 802 amino acids.